AUUUAAGUAAGUUCAUCCAAUCAAUCUAUCAUCCUCAGUAGAGAUCAUAAUAUUCUAUCGUCAGUAAACAUGAAUCAACCAAAUCCAUCACCUUCUGCAUCUGCAUCUUCUUCGGCAUCUUCAUCUUUAAAUCAACCUAAUCCAUCAACCGGUCCAUCUGAAUUUGUUAAAAAAUUAUAUAAUAUGCUAGAAGAUUCCGAUUCAAAAGAGAUCGUUUCUUGGUCGACUUCCAAAGAUUCAUUAAUUGUAAAAGAUCAAAAUUUAUUUCAAACUAAAAUCUUACCACAACAUUUCAAACAUUCCAAUUUCGCUUCAUUUGUCCGUCAAUUAAAUAAAUAUGAUUUUAGAAAAGUUAAGAUCGAUCAUCAUGAUCAAAAUCAAAACGAUACUUCGUUGAGAUGGGAAUUUCAUCAUCCUCAUUUCAGAGCUGAUACUUUAGCCAACCUGGAUAAUAUUAAAAGAAAAACUUCAUCCAAUAGAAGAUCAUCUGCGAAAGUAGUGACAACACCACUGGCAGCAACAACAGUAGCACCUGUUCAACCUAUCCAUCAUCAUUCGAUUGAUAAACUUCAAUUAGAUUUAAAGAAUUUGAUUGAAUUACAUCAUCAAACUGAACUUGUGGUUCAAGAAUUAAUUAAAUCUAACACUGAUUUGACUCAUCAACUUUCACAAUGUCAUCAACUUAUCUCUGAUCAAGACCUACGUCUUCAACGUUUAGAAAAUCAUCAAGAUGCGAAAAAGUCUACAAUCGCUCAAGAUCGAAAUGCACGCCAGGAUCAUGACUUUAAGGUUUUAGAAAGCCCUACUACUAUCCUUCAACCUAGUACUACCCAAUCUCAUCAGUUUUCACAACCCGACCAAGACGAAAGAAAUUUCAUUCAACUUGAUCCACAUUCAUUGAUUCAAAGCUCUUCAAUAUUAUCUUCAAGUUCAUCAAACACGUUACCGUCUCACAAUUCAAUAUCUAAUUUCCAACUGCCUUCAAUCCAAGAAGCGAAGAAAUGGCUUAGUCCUCCAACAGUCUUAUUAGUAGAAGAUGAUCAGAUUUAUAGAUCUUUAAGUGGUAGGAUCUUGGAAUUUAUCGGUUGUAAGAUGGUCACUUGUAAUGAUGGAAUCGAAGCUGUUCAAGUCAUGGCUCAACAACAAUUUGAUUUAGUCUUUAUGGAUAUUUAUAUGCCUUUCAUGGAUGGAAUUUUGGCUACUAGUCUGAUUAGACAAUUUGAUUUGUUUACUCCAAUUAUCUCUAUGACCUCUAAUUUUACUCCGACUGAAAUUAAUAAAUAUUUAGGUAUAGGUAUGAAUGAUUGUUUACCUAAACCAUUCACGAAAGAAAAAAUGCUGAAGAUGUUAGAAAAACAUUUAGUUCAUCAUUUGGUCGAUGAGAAAGUUCAAUUAGCUACCAAUAAAAGAUCAUUAAAUGAAUUCCAUGAGUCUUUCUCAAUUUUAAAUUAUAAAGAUGAUGAUCAAGAUCAUCAACUUCUGAAACGUUCAAAAGUUGUUUGAGUUUCUUUUGUCAAAUGCUUCGAAUUUGAAGGAUAGAGUUGUGGAAGACUUUAAAUUAUAUUGGGAUUAGCGGUUUUUGGGAACUUGGUUCUUCAUCCAUCUCACAAAGGGAAUCUGAUUAAGAGCUGACUUUUUGGAAUGUACAAUAUUCGUUUUUAUUUUAUUUGAUAGUUGGAUACAUUUGUAAUAUAAAAUGUAUACGUAACCUGAGCUUUUUUCUUUAGCUUGUAUCUCUGAUAGACAAUUAUUUUGCUCAUAUUGAACCCUAAACAGGUAGAUGAAAAGUAUUUUCAUAAGAAAUCAUCAACAAC
Messenger RNA from Melampsora larici-populina 98AG31, 1814 nucleotides. RefSeq lists its product as uncharacterized. The coding region runs from base 70 to 1503 and encodes 477 amino acids. Lineage: Eukaryota; Fungi; Basidiomycota; Pucciniomycetes; Pucciniales; Melampsoraceae. The record is from RefSeq and is a predicted model, not a curated record. The transcript is spliced from 7 exons. Gene Ontology annotation, molecular function: DNA-binding transcription factor activity; sequence-specific DNA binding; phosphorelay response regulator activity. Gene Ontology annotation, biological process: phosphorelay signal transduction system; regulation of DNA-templated transcription.